UCACCACAUUCACUCGUUAUAGAUCAAACAAAAUGGCCAAUCGAAUGAAAGAAUGGAAACUAGACUGUAAAGUGUACAUUGGUGAUCUUGGUUAUGGUGCAGCAAAACAAGAACUGGAAGACUUGUUUUCCAGGUACGGCCCCAUUAGGAAUGUGUGGGUAGCCAGAAACCCACCAGGUUUUGCCUUUGUAGAGUUUCAGGACCCAAGAGACGCUGAAGAUGCAACAAAAGCUCUUGAUGGCACGAGGAUAAAUGGCAGGAGAGUUAGAGUAGAAAUGUCAUCAGGAAAAUCUCGCUGGGGCUCUAGAGGACCACCCACACGUCGUGGAGGCGGUGGUGGGAGGAGCUACAGAGAUGAAAGACGCAGAUCAAGAUCUUUUUCACCAAGACGAAGAAGUCCCUCCCCGAGAAGACGAAGCAGGAGCAGAAGUCGCUCUAGGUCACCAUCUUACAGAAGGUCCAGGUCUCCUUAUGACAGACGAUAGGAACAACUUCAGACAAAAUACAAUGGCCCAGCUGUGUGAACUGUUGAAACAAAGCAAGGGAAAAAUGUUCAAGCUGAAUGUAGAUAUAUUUUAAUUAACAUUAUUUCAUUGGUGUGAAACACAAGAUGUUUUAUGUUUUUAAACAUAAUUUUCACCAUAAUUUUAACAAUUAAGAUUAUUGUACCAUGUGACAGAACUUGACAUUGACAGUUGUCUUUGAUAUUCAUGAGACAUGGAUAAAUCAGCCCCCUUUUAUUAAUGAAAAGGUGUAGAGAUGAAAUGUGUAUAUAUAUUAUAUAGAUGUUUUUAUAUCCCCUAAUGUUGUUGAAUAAAAUAAUUAAAUAUG
Saccostrea echinata is the source of this 831-nucleotide messenger RNA. Its product is annotated as RNA-binding protein 1-like. Gene Ontology annotation, molecular function: RNA binding. Gene Ontology annotation, biological process: mRNA splicing, via spliceosome. The record is from RefSeq and is a predicted model, not a curated record. Lineage: Eukaryota; Metazoa; Mollusca; Bivalvia; Ostreida; Ostreidae. Gene Ontology annotation, cellular component: nuclear speck. The transcript is spliced from 5 exons. The coding region runs from base 33 to 485 and encodes 150 amino acids.